AUGACAGAAUCUCAAUCGAACAUCCAUCAUGCAAAUAGCAUGAAUGGUCCAACCGGUAGAAGUGAUGCUAGACAUCCAAGUAUACUGCAUCCAGAUCUCGAGAUACGUUCCAGUGAUGAAUUGCCAGAUCCAAGUGAAUUGGAAUUGGAGGAAGAGUUAGAUGGUUGGCACGGAUACAUCGAAUGGGAAAAAUAUCCUGAGCGAAAGCAGAAAGUAAAAGAAUUCAUGAAGAAAUAUAAGUUUCCCUCGGUAUGGAACCAGUCCAAGGCGCCCGAAUUUCAAUUAGUUUCCCUUACCAAAACCAAUCCAGUACUAGAAGGUUUAAGAUGGAAACAGUAUCAUUAUGCAUUGGGCAAAAAGACGAAAGAUAUGCCAGCAGAGAGUUGGCUGUUUGUUGAGAAGGAAAAGUCUCCAGACAUGAUUCAAUGUCUUUUACAAUUCCCAUACAACGGAGAACCCCCUCGAGUUGAAUCGGCCAUAACUUCUAAUGAGGAUCAUUUUGUUCGAAAUCAUGGUGGAAUUCCUGAGAUCGACGAAGAUUCUUACUUCUUCGAUGUUGCUGGUUUGGUCAAUAAUCCGAAACGUAUUACUUUAAAGGAUUUAAAGGAUGAAACCAUCUUCCCGAGACAGAGUAACGUGGUCACGAUUCAAUGUUCAGGGACCAGGAGAAUUGAGCAAAUCAAUGAGUAUCCUGGCGACGGAGAUGAACUUAUCAAUGCACCCUGGGGAGAAGGAGCCAUUGGAACCGCACGAUGGACCGGUGUAUCUCUCAAGAAAGUGAUCAAAUACUGCGGCGGUCUCAAAGACCCAUCAGGAACUUAUCAUCUUGAAUUUCUCGGCGCAGACACCUACUUCAAAAAGGGAGAAGUAUACAACUACGCUGUAUCCGUUCCCUGGCGCAAGGUGAAAAUUAAUGAGGUACUGCUGGCCUGGGAAAUGAAUGGGGAGCCACUCCCUAAGAUCCAUGGCUUUCCAUUACGUGCUGUGGUGGGAAAACAUAAUGCAGCUUAUAGUUCUGGAUUUAGUAUUCAAGAUAUGCCAGUAAGUUCAGCGAUCAUGAGCCCAGUGGAUAUGGAUCAGAUAAUACAUGAGGGGACAAUAAAAAUGAGGGGAUGGGCAUACAGUGGGGGAGGACAUUGGCCGGUGAGAGUCGAGGUUAGUGGGGAUGGAGGGACUAUUUGGAAUUGGGAUCUCCAUGUCACUUCUUCCUGUCACCGAAUCAAAGUCUUUAGUAUCAACAAGACGAGACCAAAGACUGCAGCAAGACUGCAAAUGUAUGAGAAAAUGGGAGUACCAUUCCUGCCAAUCACUCAGCCUGGACCUUUUGAAUUGGAGGAAGAUGACACGUAUGAUGCAGAGAUGGAAGCUAGAGGUGGUCGGGAUCCUUUAGAGUAA
Molecule: messenger RNA, 1395 nt
Organism: Botrytis sinoallii
Lineage: Eukaryota; Fungi; Ascomycota; Leotiomycetes; Helotiales; Sclerotiniaceae
Exons: 6
Coding region: 1-1395 (464 amino acids)
Cellular component (GO): mitochondrion
Molecular function (GO): oxidoreductase activity; molybdenum ion binding
Source: RefSeq, a predicted model, not a curated record